CGGCGACACAUAUGCCCGACGGACACGACGACGUGCGCGACAUUGUGCGACAUCCCAAAAUAUGACUUCGCCCCGCGGCCGCGACUGAUAGCCGUCGUCGGCGCUUCGCCGUCGUGUGGUCGUUUCUCUCUCUUUCUUUCUUUACCUUUUUCCUUCUCUCCAACUCCUGGAAUUCUCGCUCGCUCACUCGCUCGCACGCACGCACGUACGUGAGAGAGCGAGUCCGAGAACGCGUCUUAGCGGACUGACGGCUUCGUCGCCGUCGUCGUUCGUUCUCGACCGAUCGAGAGUGCAGGCAAGCCCGCGAGAGAGCCGAAAGCGAGACAACAAUAACAACUACCCACGUCUGAGGAAAAGUGCGCGCUACGUUGCACAGCGCAACGUGUCGCUGUGCUGUGCGUUCCUGCCCUUUUGUACCUUUGGCUCCGCUGCGAAACUGCCAUGAUAACUGCUGCUGCUGCUGCUGCGCGUCCCUAUAUCGCGACACAAUAGGCUCGUCGCUAGUGUCCUAGCUCAUAGGCUGCCCGACCGUGCAAGAUGCGAGUGGUUUAUUCUCCGGAGAGCAUCCUCGCGUGAAAGUCAGUGUCGCAGAAUGGUGGUGGAUUGCUAUUCGAUUCAGGCUUCAGCAACUAUAGGAAGAAAGCAGGAGCGAAGGUUAGGUUGCACAGUGGGUGCAAAGAUGCAAACGAAUACCGGUGGUGGAGGAGGUGGAAUGACACCUAAAGAGCUUUGCGAUAAUGAUGACCUGGCCACGUCUCUUGUGUUAGAUCCCUACUUAGGAUUCGUCACACAUAAAAUGAAUAUUAGAUAUAGACCAUUGAAGGCAAACAAGGAUGAACUCCGGAAAAUUAUCUGUGAAUUCAUCCAGAAUCAAAAUUAUGAAAAGGCUUACAAGAAAUUGAUGGGUGGGGACUGGGGUGCACGGCUUCCUCAUACAAAAUCCAAACAGCAGCAAAUCAAUCUGGAAAACCAUGUUAAGAGAUACUUGCGAGUUUUUGACAAGGAAUCUGGAUUCGCAAUAGAGCCAUGCUACAGAUACAGUUUAGAGGCACAAAAGGGUGCCAAAAUAUGUGCCACUCGCAAGUGGCUGAAAAACGAGAAGAUUUCUUGCCUCGUCGGUUGCAUAGCAGAGCUUAGUGAAAAGGAGGAAGCCGCAUUGCUACACCCUGGCAAGAACGACUUUUCCGUAAUGUUCAGCUGCCGGAAAAACUGCGCCCAAUUAUGGCUGGGACCUGCUGCCUACAUAAACCACGACUGCAGAGCAAACUGCAAGUUCGUGCCGACGGGAAGGGACACGGCUUGCGUCAAAGUGUUGCGCGAUAUUGAGGUGGGCGAGGAGAUCACUUGCUUCUAUGGAGAGGAUUUCUUUGGCGACAAUAACUGCUACUGCGAAUGCGAGACAUGUGAGAGGCGAGGUACCGGCGCGUUCGCGAGUCAGAAGCCGGGCGAGGAACUGUCGUCAGGUUACCGCUUGAGGGAAACUGAUAACCGAAUCAACCGGACGAAACAUCGGCAGCAACCGUUGAACAGAAACAAGCAGCAGGCCGAUACCGCUCUCACCGAGCGGAACGCAGUUUUGGUCGGGAACGUGGCGGUCGCACCGCAGUCUCUCAGUAUGAAGGAGCUGCGGCGCAAAGGACUCACCAAGUACGACGCCGAGUUGCUGAUCGCGCAAGGCUGUCGCUUCUCGGACAUCAAUCAGCAGCAGCAGCCAGCCAUCAACAACGGCGAGAAUGUGCUACAGACCAGACCUCACCCCUCCGCUUUGACCAGCACUUCCGUUACAAGGAACCUCCGGAAUAAGCAGAUGGGCAAGUUUGAUGGCAGCACCGCUGACGGGAGCGCCAUUAAAACUACUCAGCCGCUUAGAGCGCCUAGGCUUCACAAGAGAACGGAAUCGAAAAAGGGCAAGCUCACCGUAAAAUCCCGGUCCCCGUGUCUCAGCAAUUCGGUAAUCAAGGAUACGGAAGUGGCAGACAUCGGUCAUCGUAAGGAGGACUCCGACAGAGUGCCGGUGCACGAGGAGAGUCUGUACUCGCGAUUACAGAAGCAGAUCCACUCGUUGAACGCGGAGAUGGAGCACGGUUUCUGCGUGGAGGAGCCGCGGCGCACCGUCGUGACGGAAUCCUCGAGCGAGGGUUCGUCCUUCCAACGAGAGUGUCCGUUGCGACUGACGGAGGUGUCGGAGAACACCAGCGAGUCCAACGGCGACUCGGUUGAGGAAGAGCGGGCGAUACCGGACCUCAUCGCGGAAGUCGACGCUCUUAAGCCAGUAGAUAACGUUAAUUCUUCCAAUUACAAAAAGGGACAUUAUAGUACAAACGCCUGUGAUUCAAUCCGACUUAGUUCCACGUCUCAAGUCCACGUACAAUGCUUACACACUGCAGAACUGUUACCCGAGGAGGGCACAUCGUGCCAAUCGAGGGACAGUCGCGCUUCGUCGCCCGUGCGGGAUAACGAGAGCGAGAACGAUUUACGCGGCUCGACCGAGCGAGCGAGUUGCGUGAGCAAACGUUCCAAGUCUCACAGCAGGCAGUUCGUCUCGUCGGACGAGCAAGAGAGUCGCAAGAUGCUACCGAGCGAGGAAUCGUCUUGCGUAUUCCAAGACGAGGACACCUCACCGUCGAUCGGCGAGAGAGCUUCGCCCCCCCAGGUGGACUUUCGCGAGAGCGACGCGCGAGUGGUCGAGACGAGUCGAUCGGACGAUGAAGGCUGCGACGAGACGAGCCCCGCCAAGGUAAUCGUGAUGCAGAAGUACACUGUGGGCCGACAAGUGGAGAGUGAGAACUGCGGGAGCGCGAUCGUCGCAGUGGACAACGCGAAUCCGGCGGCUCGCUCGGACAGUGUCGAGUUUAGUGGACUGAACCCCGAGGGAAUAGACAUAGAGACAGCAGCGCCGACCGGGAACGUUUUCAAGUGCCGUGAUAGUUCGAUGCUGCCCAGCCAAGAAGGGCAAACCUGCUUCUUGACGAGAAGCGACGACGCGUACGUUGGCGGCGGCGUGGAGACAUGUGACAUCGUGGUCAAGCCCGACGCGACGGCGUUACGUUCUGCUGACGACGUCGACGUCAGGCUGAAUUUCAGCGAAGGCAGUGGCGCACCGGCGGACUUCGGGAGCAUGCAAGCUGCGAACUACAACGACUUGACCGGUCACACGAGUUUGGACGAGAACGUUCGCGAGUUCAGCUCGAAGAGGUCGUCGUCCAAACGGAAAGACGCGUCGGACGGCUCCUCGAGAUCUCGCAAAUCGCAGAAGAGACUCUCGAGCGGCAAGUCCAAGUCCAAGCACAGCGUGUUGUUGGACGAUGCUGGUCAGCACGCAGCAAGCGACGGUGUGAGCGUCAAGAGUCACAGCAAGGCGAGCAAGAGCAAGAACCGAUCGACCAGAAGCCAGAGGAGGGAUCGCCAGAGGUCGGCGACCGCUGAGAUCGGGGAGGCCGACGACGACUCAGGUAUCCAGGGCGACAUCUACGAGUUCAGCGAGAAGGAGAGCAACCUGGAGGACAUCGGUAUACUGUCCAUCAUAAGACGCGGCGGCAAGCACGAGACUCGUCAUCAUGCCUCCUCGAUCUCGUCGCAUCUGCAGGAGAUGCAGUGCAACGAGGACUAUAGCAAGACCGAGCCGCCGGUGCUCGUCCCGGAGGAGCCGUGGCCGCCGGCCACGGAUCCGAGUCGAAGCGAGCACCACGCCACGGACACCAAUAACGGUGUUCAGUCGGGAGCGAACUGCGACGUCGAAACGAGCCUGGACAGACUGGCAGCCUACGACGAGAACAGCAGAGCGCGCAAAUCCUCGACCCCAUCCGAGUGCCAAUGGCGAACGAGCAGUUCCGACUGCCGGGUUUGUCCCGUCACGCCAGAGAGAACCGGUGGGCGGCUAAAGCUAACGUUGCGCAUGAAGCGGUCGCCGGUGCUGGACGAUAUCGCCGAGUCCGGCACCAGCCUGAGCGAAGACAGCUAUGAGCCGGAGUACGAAGUAUUGCGCGUCGAGGGGGUGGAAAGGAGUAAACGCCGGAAAAAGCAUAAAAGCAGAAGCCACGAGAGGGGGCAUAAGAAACGCGACUACCCGCCGCCCAUGAAGAGGUUACGCCUGAUCUUGGGAAACGAGACACACACCAUCGACUUGCCGCACUCUUAACAGCUAUAAUUUCUCUCCCCCUUUUCCCGCUCCCCCGCAUCAUCUCCCGUGUCCCCUGGCCUAGUCGUGAGGGUGCACGUGUAAUAUCAGUUUGUUUACGGACGAGCUACCUUUCUAAGUAUAAUUAAAAGAAGAUUACACAGGACACACAUACACAUGCAAAACUAGGCCUCCUCGUCCUGCGACGCAUGACAGCGAGUUCUCACGUCGCACUUGAAAAAUACCUUUCGCGAACAAAUUCGGUUUAGAGGUAGAACUAGCUGCAUUUCCCUUCUCUCUCUCUCUCUCUCUCUCUCUCUCUCUCUCU
Molecule: messenger RNA, 4445 nt
Organism: Harpegnathos saltator (Jerdon's jumping ant)
Lineage: Eukaryota; Metazoa; Arthropoda; Insecta; Hymenoptera; Formicidae
Gene: Hmt4-20
Product: Histone methyltransferase 4-20
Exons: 9
Coding region: 593-4138 (1181 amino acids)
Cellular component (GO): nucleus
Molecular function (GO): protein binding; histone H4K20 methyltransferase activity
Source: RefSeq, a predicted model, not a curated record